CACGAAAACUGCAGCAAUUUCCCCGUACAUAUUUUUUCAGUAAUCCUAUAAUAAUUAGAAUCUUUAAGGCUACAAAUAUUAACGCAAAGAUAUCGUAUAGGUACCUAUACGAAUAACUGUAAAUAAAUGUAGGUACCUAUCUACCUCGCGUGUGCGUAAAGGUAUAUUGCGGCGGUAUACCCUCUAUAAGCGUACCUAUAUAUAGAGAUAUACAUUUAUAAGCGUGUUUAUAUCAACACGAAAACCGAUAAAAUUCUAAUCAUAAUCUAGUGCAUACCUACUACCUAGUAUACCUAUUAAAGUAUUACCUAUACACAUAUUAUAUUGUAGCAUCGUUGUAAUGUCUUAUUUUUCCGACAUUUCUGUGGUGGUGAUGCCAGCCAUCGCGUAUAUCUGCGGUACAUAUACACUGUAUUGUAUGUAUACCUAUAUAUAUAUAUCUACGAUUUAAUAAUACUCGCGAUUUUGGUUAUCUCGGGAAAAGCCGCCGCGGCUGAUCUAUACGGCGGCGCUCCGGUCGCCCACCCCGGCAACAAUAAUAAUAUAAUAACAAUUAUUAUUGAGAGGUAUUAUUCAGUGUAUAGGUACCCAUCACAAGCUUCAUUUGACGCGCGUCCGUUGUUCGUGUCCGAUGUUCGCGUGUGCCCGCCGAGUGCUGCAGUACAAUAAUUAUGUGAUUUAAGGUAACACUAUGUAGAUACACUAUUUCGCAUUUUAAAUCAUAAAAAUACAAUCGUCGUUACCCAUUAUAAUAUUAUAAAAUUUCCAACGUUGCAAAUUAUUAUAUACCUACGCGCAGCAUUAACAAUAAUUGUAAAUUAUACGCGCACGAUGUUCCUCGUCUACAGCAGAGUUCCCACCACAUCGUUAGUGCAGCCGUUACCGCAGCCGCCGCACACGUCUUCGUCGUCGUCUUCGAGCCCGCCGCCCUUACAGCUAUCGCUCACCGCGGCCCGGCGACACACUUCCGUCUCGCCGCAACCGCCGUCCUCGACCGCAGCCGGCCACAACUCGUCUCCGCCGCCACCGCACCAGUCAAGGUCCACCGUCGGCGGAUCAACCACAGCGUCGGCGGCCCUACCGCCGUCGUCCACGGCACCGUCGUCCGUCGGCGGCAGUCCCACCACGGCCGUAGCCACGGUCAGCACGUCCACCGCCGCGGCCGCGGCCGCCGCACCUCCCCGGUGCUGCGACACCGGCCGGCCCAUAUUCACCGACCCCAUCACCGGGCAGACGGUGUGCUCGUGCCAGUACGACCUGCUCAGCUACCAGCGGCUGGCCGCCUCGGGCGUACCGGCCCUGUCCAUGUACACCGCACCGUACCCCGAGGGCAUGGCCGCCUACUUUCCGGCCCUCGGCUCUGACCAACCGCCUUUCUACUCUGCCGCCGCAGCGGGACUUGAUCUCAAAGAGAACUUGGCAGCUGGAGCUACAUGGCCGUACCACUCGGUCUAUCACCCCUACGACGCCGCGUUCGGGUACCCUUUCAACGGGUACGGCAUGGACCUCAACGGUGCCAGGCGGAAAAACGCCACUCGAGAGACAACCAGCACGCUGAAGGCUUGGCUUAACGAGCACAAGAAAAACCCGUACCCGACCAAAGGUGAGAAGAUCAUGUUGGCCAUCAUCACCAAGAUGACGCUCACGCAGGUGAGCACGUGGUUCGCUAAUGCCCGAAGGCGGUUGAAGAAGGAAAACAAGAUGACUUGGGAACCCAGAAAUAGGGUCGAAGACGAGGACAACAACAACGAAGAUGACCGAAAGAGCCCAGACCCAAAAGAUCUCGAUUGUAAAGACUCGGGCACGGGAUCGAGCGAGGACGGUGACCGGCCGGGCGCCAAUCACACAGGCAGCGAGUGGAGCGAAUCGCGGGCCGACAGCGGACCGGACUCACCGGAGCUGUUCGAUCGGCCGCCGCCACCACACUUCCUGCACCACCCGCCGCCGUACCACCACGGCCACUAUCCCGGAGCGCCGCACCAUCCGCCGCCGUCACACCUUGGCCACCACCAUCACCACCACCAUCCGUCGGCGGCGCCACCGCACCACCGGUUCGCGUCCGUGUCACCACCGACCACCGGCGGAGUCGGCGGCGGGCUUCUGCCGUCGCAGAGUAGCGCCCCCAAGCCACGCAUCUGGUCGCUGGCCGACAUGGCCAGCAAGGACACGACGACCACGACGACGGCCGCGGCCGCGGUCGAGACGUCCACGCCGUCCACCCCACCGCCGCCGCCGUCACCGCAUCAGCACCAGCGGUCACCGCACCACCAGCAACUGUCCCCUCCGUCCGUCGGCGGUGCGUCGUCUGCGGGCCACCGACGGCCGCCCGCCGUUCCCGUACCGUCGCUGCCCGCCGGUUACGCGCGCCACGAGCAGCUGUACCGAUCUUUCUACGAGGAUCCCGCGGCCGCGGCCUAUCAUGCGCGUGCCUUCGGCGGCGGCGGCGGGAUCGUGUUCCAACCGUCCGCGGCCCACCAGCACCAUUUGCACCAUCACCACCAGCAGCAGCAACUGCACUCGGCGGCCGCGGCGGUCGCCGAACCGUCGCCCGCCUCGUCCUCGUCCGACGCCGAAUCCGUCGUGGCCGUCCAGCACGCCGAACGGGCUUGACGAGAAGCGGCUCGACCACAAACACACGUAAAUCCAAAGACAAAACAAAAAAAUAAACAAACAAACAUUAUUUUGUAAAUAUUAACGAUAAUAAUAUAUAAGAGUAAACUUUGUAAAUAACAUAUUAUUAUUAUUAUAAUAUAUUAUAUAUAUAUUAAUGAAUAUUAUAAGGUAAAAACACAUAAUAUAAUAUAAUAUGAUAUGAUUAUAUAUAGAAAACGGCAUGUAUAAGACAUUGUGCGGACAAUAAAAAAAAAAGUAAUGAUACUACUGUUAAAAAAUAUUUAAAAAAAAAAAA
This is a messenger RNA of Acyrthosiphon pisum (pea aphid), 2908 nucleotides long. RefSeq names its product iroquois-class homeodomain protein mirror (gene mirr). Gene Ontology annotation, biological process: regulation of transcription by RNA polymerase II; neuron differentiation; cell development. NCBI's taxonomy places the organism in Eukaryota, Metazoa, Arthropoda, Insecta, Hemiptera, Aphididae. Gene Ontology annotation, molecular function: RNA polymerase II cis-regulatory region sequence-specific DNA binding; DNA-binding transcription factor activity, RNA polymerase II-specific. The transcript has 5 exons. Bases 832 to 2610 code for a protein of 592 amino acids. Gene Ontology annotation, cellular component: nucleus. The record is from RefSeq and is a predicted model, not a curated record.